AUGGGUGGCACUUCUACAAUGACAAACCGCUCUGCUACAGACAACAGCCACACCCCUCCGCACAUCAGAGCCUACGACUACCUCAUCGUCCGCGCCACCGACUUCCUCGCCGCCAACGAUGUAGCCUCUUCCCAGCGCGUUGCUCGCCUGCUCCUACGCAGCCCCGACCUGAGCCGCGCUCACAAGUUAACCUGCCACCGCAUCCUCUCGCACCACGGCUCCGAGAACAGAGUCUAUCACACAGCUCAAGCCCUCGAGAUGUGGUCCUACAAGCCCGGUGCUGCGAAACUGGUUAACGUCUCUUCUCCACGCAGCACUCCUCGUCCUGCUCCUCGCACCACACCCAUCAAGAAAGACGAUGCUUGGAUUGUGCACUCACCUGCUAAAACACCUACUCGUGUUGUCAAGCGAGUUACCUUUGCCGAUGAUGUUGCUGAGGAGAUUGAGGUCAAGAAGCCCAAUGUCAAGGUUUCUAAGGUGGGAAAGCUGUUUCCGGAGCUGAAGGCCAAGUUUGAGAUUGUUGAGUAA
Aureobasidium melanogenum CBS 110374 is the source of this 528-nucleotide messenger RNA. RefSeq lists its product as uncharacterized. The record is from RefSeq and is a predicted model, not a curated record. Lineage: Eukaryota; Fungi; Ascomycota; Dothideomycetes; Dothideales; Saccotheciaceae. Bases 1 to 528 code for a protein of 175 amino acids. The transcript is spliced from 2 exons.